Rhineura floridana is the source of this 2519-nucleotide messenger RNA. RefSeq names its product polo like kinase 1 (gene PLK1). The coding region runs from base 208 to 2019 and encodes 603 amino acids. The transcript is spliced from 10 exons. Gene Ontology annotation, molecular function: protein serine/threonine kinase activity; ATP binding; protein binding. Gene Ontology annotation, biological process: mitotic cell cycle; protein phosphorylation; regulation of cytokinesis. Gene Ontology annotation, cellular component: nucleus; cytoplasm; centrosome. Lineage: Eukaryota; Metazoa; Chordata; Lepidosauria; Squamata; Rhineuridae. The record is from RefSeq and is a predicted model, not a curated record.
GAGGCGGGUUGGAGUUUAAAUCCUGCCGGCCAAUGGGGAGCGCGCUCGGGGCGCCGUAACGCUCCGGCUCCAGGUUUGAAAAUUGGUUCAGUCGCAGCAGGAGCCGCCGCCGGCCCGGGAGUCGUUGCUGGGCUUCCGUGACGGCUCUGGGUGCGCCCGCAGGGGGAGCGGAGGCGCAGCGCCGGCAGGAGCGGGAGGGCGCAGAGGAUGAGCGCGGCGGUGCCCAGCAGGGGGUCCCGCCCGGGGUCGGGGACGGCGGCGACGGCUGCGCCUGGCGGGGGCAGCGGCAAGAGCCGGGGGGCGCCGGAGAGCAAGGCCAUACCGGAGGUGCUGGUGGACCCGCGGAGCCGUCGGCGCUACCUGCUGGGGCGCUUCCUGGGCAAGGGCGGCUUCGCCAAGUGCUACGAGAUCACCGACGCGGAGAGCAAGGAGGUCUUCGCCGGCAAGAUCGUGCCCAAGUCGCUGCUGCUGAAGGCGCCGCAGAAGGAGAAGAUGGCCAUGGAGGUCGCCAUCCACCGCAGCCUCCAGCACCGCCACGUGGUCGGCUUCCACGGCUUCUUCGAGGACAGCAGCUUCGUCUUCGUCGUCCUCGAGCUCUGCCGGCGGCGGUCCCUUUUGGAGCUACACAAGCGGCGGAAAGUGCUGACGGAGCCAGAAGCCCGCUACUACCUGCGGCAGAUCAUCCAAGGCUGCCAGUACCUGCACAGUAACAGGGUCAUCCACCGCGACCUCAAGCUGGGCAACUUGUUCCUUAAUGAUGACAUGGAGGUGAAGAUAGGUGACUUUGGCUUAGCCACCAAAGUAGAGUACGACGGUGAGCGGAAGAAGACGCUGUGCGGGACGCCCAACUACAUCGCCCCAGAGGUGUUGGGCAAGAAAGGCCACAGCUUCGAGGUGGAUGUCUGGUCCAUCGGCUGCAUCAUGUACACCCUCCUGGUUGGGAAGCCACCCUUUGAAACCUCCUGUCUGAAAGAAACGUACAUCCGAAUUAAGAACAACGAGUACACCAUUCCAACGCACAUCAACCCUCUAGCUGCUACCCUCAUCCAGAAGAUGCUGCGGUCUGACCCGUCUGCGCGCCCCACCGUUGACGAGCUGCUGAGCGACGACUUCUUCACGACGGGCUACAUCCCUUCCCGGCUGCCCACCACCUGCCUCACUGUGGCCCCCAGGUUCUCUCUGGCCCCGACCGGGUUUGACCCCAGCGGGAGAAAGCCUCUCACAGUGGUUAACAAAGGACCAGAGAGCCCUGUGCUAGACAAGCUGCCUGAGAAGGAAGAGGAGGUGGUCCUGCGGGAGCCAAGUGGGCCGGGAGACAGCCACCUGGCCGACCUGCUGCAGCAGCUGACCCUGGUCAACGCCUCCAAGCCCUCGGAAAGAGCACCAGUUAGACAAGAGGAGGCCGAAGACCCAGCCUGCAUCCCCAUCUUCUGGGUUAGCAAAUGGGUGGACUACUCGGACAAGUACGGCCUAGGCUACCAGCUAUGCGACAACAGCGUUGGGGUCCUCUUCAAUGACUCGACACGUCUCAUCAUGUACGACGACGGGGACAGCCUGCAAUACAUUGAGCAGAACGGCUCCGAGUCAUAUUUCAACGUCCGCUCUUACCCAGAUGCUUUCAACAAGAAGAUCACGCUGCUGAAAUAUUUCCGGAACUACAUGAGUGAGCACUUGCUGAAAGCGGGGGCCAACAUCACCCCCCGAGAGGGAGAUGAGCUGGCGCGUCUCCCCUACUUGUGCACGUGGUUCCGCACUCGCAGUGCCAUCAUCCUGCACCUGAGUAAUGGCACUGUGCAGAUCAACUUCUUCCAGGACCACACCAAGGUCAUCCUCUGCCCCUUGAUGGCGGCCGUCACCUACAUCAAUGAGAAGCGGGAGUUCCGCACCUACAAGCUGACCCUGGUGGAGGAGUUUGGCUGCUGCAAGGAGCUGGCCAGCCGCCUCCGCUACGCCCGCACCAUGGUGGAGAAGCUGCUGAGCUACAAGUCGGGCUCUGCCUCUACAAAGCCUAUCACUUAGCACUCUUCUCCUGCUGCUGGGACAGACUCUUCUGGUUCCAAAACUGUUAACAGGCCCUGGCUUUGUGGUCCUCCCCUCCCAGCCGGAGCCAUCUCUGCCUGGCCGGGUUCGGGCAGAAAGAGGCAGGCCCAAGAGCAGCAUGUAGCCAGGCAAUGCUCCCUACAGGGGACCCAGCAAUGGACCCCAGCCUAGAAAACUCUUUAACUGGUUUUUUAAAAAAGGAUUUGUUUUCUCCUGAUUCUGCUGGAGAAGCAGCCCCCUUUUCUUCCUGUUCGCACCCACCCCAUGCAGAGGUCUGUCUGGGGAGCCUUCCUCUUCUGGGUGCUCCAUCCCUUCUCAUCUUCCUCCUGUGGUUACAGUGUCUGGAGGUGUUGCUCUUGCCUGUUUGUUCUUUUGCCUCUCAGCCACCACAGCUUUUAAUAUUGAAACUAAACUCUGCCUCAAACUAAACCUUUUGUACAUUGCUCAAUAAAGAUGAUUAUUUGGAAACUGCAGAUGUA